AUUCCAUGGGGCCCACCCAGCAGUUCGAGUCCUGGACCUGGUGGCUUGAGAUACAUACUGGGCAUGGCUGUGUAGGCUCCCCAAUCUCAAGAAUAUGGAGAAGGGACUGGACGUGGCCGGCCCCUCUGGGAGUGCUGUCUCUCCCUCUCUCUGGCUGUUCAUCCUCCGAGCCCCGCCUGAGGCAGGUCCGCCAUGCCGCUGGUGACGAGGAACAUCGAGCCAAGGCACCUGUGCCGACAGACGCUGCCGGGCGUCCGCAAUGAGCUGGAAUGUGUGACCAACAUCACCCUGGCCAAUGUCAUCCGGCAGCUGGGUAGCCUGAGUAAAUACGCAGAGGACAUUUUUGGAGAGCUCUUUGCUCAGGCCAACACCUUUGCCUCUCGGGUAAGCUUCCUUGCUGAGAGGGUAGACCGACUCCAGGUGAAAGUCACGCAGCUGGACCCCAAGGAGGAGGAGGUGUCCCUGCAGGGCAUCAACACCCGCAAGGCCUUCAGAAGCUCCACCAUUCAAGACCAGAAGCUUUUUGACAGAAACUCGCUCCCGGGGAUGAUGGAAGAGAGGCACUCAAAUUCUACACAGACCCUUCCUACUUCUUUGAUCUCUGGAAGGAGAAGAUGCUGCAGGACACCAAGGACAUCAUGAAAGAGAAGAGGAAGCACAGGAAAGAGAAGAAAGAUAACCCAAAUCGAGGGAAUGUAAACCCACGUAAAAUAAAGACACGUAAGGAAGAGUGGGAGAAAAUGAAGAUGGGAAAAGAAUUUGUGGAGUCCAAAGAAAAGCUGGGGCCUUCUGGGCACCCCCACACCCUGGCAUACCAGAACGGCAGCGUCGGCUCUGUCGAGAGCAUGGAUGCGAGCAGCUGCCCUCCCCCGCCGCAGCCGGACUCCGCGUCCUCGCCGUCUUCCUUCUCGGAGGACAGCCUGGCUCCCCCGCCGGCAGAGUUCAGCUACCCGGCAGACAGCCACAGAGGACCUGGCAUGGCUGGACCCAAGAGGGCCAGUGUGGUCAGCCCUGGCCACCCACCCCCAGCUCCUCCCCUGGGCAUCCCAGCAGCCCCCAAACCGGGAUUUGCUCCACCUCCAGCUCCUCCACCUCUGCCCCCAGUGGCCAUCCCGCCCCCACCACCGCACUCUGUGCCACCUCCUGAUGCCACCAAGCCGAAGUCCUCCUUGCCUGCUGUGAGCGACGCCCGCAGUGACCUGCUUUCAGCCAUUCGUCAAGGCUUCCAGCUGCGCAGGGUCGAGGAGCAGCGAGAGCAGGAGAAGAAAGACGUCGUGGGCAACGACGUGGCCACCAUCUUGUCGAGGCGCAUUGCUGUCGAGUACAGCGACUCCGAGGACGACUCCUCCGAGUUCGACGAGGACGACUGGUCAGACUAGGCCAUCCCUCCUGGCCCCCCGCCUCGCCGCCCCUUCCUGCCGCCUUACCCCAUGGGGGGCAAAGAAUGUCAAGGGGCCAAAGCCCCCACCCCCAGCAGCCAAAGAUACGCCACGUGCUUCCCAGACCCACCGCCUCCCCGCCGGCCCCCCAGCCAGCUAGGGUCCUCCCCUGUUGCCCAGUGGAGAAGGCCCCGCCCCGGAGGCCAGUUUCCGCCCUGCUCUGCCCUCGGGCAGUGGAGCGGUCUCUGCCCGCUCAGCGUCCAGGUGCCUUAUGGAGCCGCUCCGUGUGGUGCCCUCAGGGUGGCGCCCCCCAGUACCGUGCCUUUCCGAGCCUUCACCGGCUCUCUGCACCCGUGCUCAGGUGGCCCGCCCUCCCUCACCCUCAGUGCCUUCAGGCAGCACAGCCCGUGUUAGCCUUCACAGCCAUGGCCAGACCUGCCCGCCCACAUGGGCGGGGCCCUCAGCCUGCUCACGGCGAUGCCAGCCACAGCCCGGUUCUGCUGAGCUCCAGCUCCUCGACUUUCCGGGACCACAUGCUGGAGAUGCGUCAGUCGGGACAGCAGUCUUGGCUCUGUUCCCUCCGGGCCCUACUGUGGGAGGGCUCAGGGCUGGACUGCCCCCAGGUGGCUCUGGAAGCUGCCCUGGGGACCAGAGUAGGGAAGGGAGGCCGGGCAGCUUUGACAACCCUCUGCGACCCCCUUUCUCGUGGAAGCCCUGGCCCGCAGCCCUGCAGGUCACACUGCCUGUGGGCCCAGCCUGGAGGCAGCACCCGCCUAGCCAGAGGAAAAUGGCUGCCCUCACCCUCUGCAGUACCUGCCUCUGCCCUUGGGCUGGAACUGCCUCCCCCUGCUGUCUCCGGCUCCCAGAGCCCUGAGACACGACGGGUUCAUCUCCAGCCCAGCAGAUGGCCGCGGCAGCCCCAGACCCCGGAAGCCCUUCAGCCUAGGAGAGUACUGAUGGCAGUGCCGCUGUGUGUCCCUGACCUCCGGCAGUGGGACCGAGUCCUGGGCGCGCCCGCCUGCUCGGCCGUGUGUGCCCCAAUGGCAGACGGCAUCCUGGCCACAGCCUGCAGUCACCAGAGAGGAGGUGGAGGCAGCCGUGGGGUCCUGGGGCCUGGCCAGACCAGGGCUAGGCCUAAUGGCUUCGACUAAACGACCCCAUCCUCUUCCCGCAAAGGGGGAGCCAGCCACACUGCUCUGACCUUGGAGGGUGGUGCUGGCCUGGCUCCAGGAACAGAGGGAGCUGCAGAGAGCUGGGGGCGGGGAGGGGCUGCUGGGAAGGCAGGAUUAGAUCGUUAGCUCCGUGACCUCCCGGCUGCAGUUCUGUGUUCUCGCCCUGCAGCUGGCCGGUAAUGAUCUGCAGCCCAGAGCAGCAGCACAGCCCGGCGCUCAUUAAAGCCGUGUGGUCUGGCUUCACGCUUUGGAGCAGCCAGCCUUGCAGGGCCUCUGCAGCGUGGGGGGAGCUGGGGACUGUCAGUGAGGCCCUGGGCUCUCCUGUGCACAUGUGCACAAAACCCCUCAGACCAGGCGCCACCAAGUGCAGGUGGUCUUGGGUCUCGGGUCCCGCGCUCAUCAAGUGCAGAGCUCCGGUGACUCAGUGACCCAGGCUGGCAGGUGUCUGCAACAGUGGUCCCCAGGGACUCCCGUGCUGAGCCGGGGAGCACCUUUCUGGCCGGCCCAGGCCACUUCCAGUAGUGUCAGAAGUGACUGGAGGCUUGGCCUUGUCUGCGGAUGCAUGCCAGGAGAGGGGGUCCCUGUGGAGACCCAAGGCACCUGGCCAGCAGUAAACGCUCAUGACCCCCAGAAUCCACCCUGUCCGGUACCACUGCCGGGCUGAAGCAGUGUCCAGGCUGACGUGAAGCCCUUCCCAUGGCGCCAGGCUCCCGGCGGCAGGGCCAGCCUGGACAGUUCUGUGGCUUCCCUGGCCCCGCGUGUCCGUGUCCAGCAUUGCUCGAGGCCUGCCCACCUACAGCCCCUCACCUGGCCUCGGGAGCUGCACCAAGGCCUGGGGCUCCGGCUCCUGAAGGCUGCUCUGCUGAGUCACCAGCUACUCCACUUGAGAGACUGAUCGACUCCUACUUCCUGUCUGGAAUGACCUACAUGGGGGAGACGCCUCGUGCCCCUCCCAGAGUGCCUUGUCUUCCCUGAUACGUGUCAGGACGUGCUCCCACGGGGCGGGGCGGCCAGUGUGCAUGGGGUGCCAUCUGCCAAGGGAUGGGAGGCCUGAGCCAGGCCGCUCCUCUGCCUGGCUCUGCCCACCCCACGGGCAACCUGUUGAUGCCCCACACUUCUUGGGUACCCCCCAUUCGUCCUGUGACCCAAAGCCUCUGUGUAACUCUUGACAUACGCACAUGAACGCAUAGACGCCAAUCCUUAACCCGAUAAAGGCUCUAGACCUAGC
Molecule: messenger RNA, 3779 nt
Organism: Tupaia belangeri chinensis (Chinese tree shrew)
Lineage: Eukaryota; Metazoa; Chordata; Mammalia; Scandentia; Tupaiidae
Gene: WASF2
Product: WASP family member 2
Biological process (GO): actin cytoskeleton organization; positive regulation of Arp2/3 complex-mediated actin nucleation
Cellular component (GO): cytoskeleton; SCAR complex
Molecular function (GO): Arp2/3 complex binding; protein kinase A regulatory subunit binding; actin binding
Source: RefSeq, a predicted model, not a curated record